Messenger RNA from Thermothelomyces thermophilus ATCC 42464, 2065 nucleotides. RefSeq lists its product as uncharacterized. Bases 273 to 1619 code for a protein of 448 amino acids. The record is from RefSeq and is a predicted model, not a curated record. The transcript is spliced from 4 exons. Gene Ontology annotation, biological process: protein quality control for misfolded or incompletely synthesized proteins. NCBI's taxonomy places the organism in Eukaryota, Fungi, Ascomycota, Sordariomycetes, Sordariales, Chaetomiaceae. Gene Ontology annotation, molecular function: misfolded protein binding. Gene Ontology annotation, cellular component: i-AAA complex.
CGCCUGUCAACCCCAAAAUCUCGAGAGGUCGAGGGGCAGUAGGUCGGCAUACAUUGCCAAACAACGUCUACGAAGACUCAAUUGACUGCUCCAAUUGGGUUCGAGGAUUACGGUACGCCAUGAUGCCGAUAUCGAGAACCGCCGGUCUGCGGUCCGCCUGGAUAUCACGGCUCGCGCAACCGUUCACGUCUCCCCUCGGAUCAUCCCGCAGCGGCUGCCGCCAACAUGGCCCAUCCAUUUCCGCGACACUGCGGGCUAGUCAUCAGGUCCGUAUGAAGUCGACGGCACCGGCCGACCAUGAACCGGAACACUCUUCGAAGCAGACAGGGCAGACAAAACCGCCUUCUCCCUCCCUGAAGAGCAUGAUAUGGCAUGGCAUCAAGUCCGACGCCAGUCGCGCCUGGUACGUGAUAAGAAACACCAGCUUCCGGGAGGUUAUGCGGCGGAAUCCGGGGGAGGCGUUCGGUGCUAUCGUAGCAGUGGCCGGCGCCAUCGCGGUCUUCAUCUACUGCGUCUACGCAUACUACACCUACUUUUACAGCCGCCAAUUCACGCGAUACCCCGAGCCAGUGGCGCAAGCCUUGCGGAAAGCGCUCUACUUCAGCAAUCACGACCCGGACCCGCAGCGCGCGCUGAAAUACUAUAAGCAGGCGCUGGAGCUGUGCGACCAAGAGGGGCUGGAUCACUUUUCGGACGACGUCAUGGGCAUCAAGAUUCAGGUGGCCGCGUGGCUCGAGAAGAUUGAGAGCUACCACAACGCCAUCACCGUGCUGGAGAACCUGCUGAAUGACUGCAAGCGCUGGGUGGAAGUCAUGGAGAAGAGCGCGGCCGAGGGGACGCUGCCAAAGCUUGAGCCCGUCCCUGCUGCCAAAGAGGGCGAGGCCGGUGUUCCCGAGCAGCCGAGAGAGGGCUGGUGGGCGAAGCGGACGAGGCUCCUGGCCAAGGCCGUCAGCAUCAGCGUCAAGCUAGCCAAUCUCUACUCGGACGAGCACGUGUUGGAGCGGGAGGUAGCCCACGAGCGGCUUGUCUGGGCGGUCGAGACCGCCCUGAAGGAGACGCAGAGGCGCGCUAAGGAGGGGCUCAAGGACGGGGAGGGCCCCUGGAUGAGUCUAGAGGAGAUAGGUGGAAGCUUGGAAGCUCUUGCGUACAGUUACCAGGAAAAGAGUCAGUAUCAUCUGGCCGUCCCGCUCUUCUUCCAGGCCCUCCGCUUGUGUCAGGAUCCCUGCCACAUCGCCCUGUUGAUGAACAACAUCUCGACCAGCUUCGCGGAGCACCCGCUCAUCCCGCCUGGUGACGCGCCCGUUCACGCCAUGAUGGAAGAGUCCAAGACCUGGGCUACAGCAGCGGAACAACGCGCAUCCUACCUUGCAGCUGCCCAGCGGUGGGCGCAGAACGCCAUUGAGCACGCUUCCCAGCCGCAAGGCGACCGGCGGACGUCGGAAUGCGACCGAGCCUGCGCUGUUGCGCUCUCCAACCUGGGUUCGGUGCUGGCGAUGCUAGGCAAGAACAGCGAAGCGCGCGCAAAGUACGAGCAAUCGAUCGCUCUGAGCAAGAAAUUUGGCUUUGACGACUACGCGGCCGAGGCCGAGGCCAGGCUCCGAAGCCUGCCCGAAGCAUGAUGCCGACAAUCCUGUGCUGUCAGCGUUGCCGAACCUGCGCGCUAUUUUGCGGCUCGGAAACGACGGCACUCCCGAACUUCUCUCAAAAUCCGGCACCGAAAACGAACAUCUAAGUGCACCUUACCACAUCGCACGGAGUCGCCGACGUGAGAUAGCGUGAACCAGGCAGGUGUAUACGGUUGCUGUAGCACCGCUCUGUCUGUAGUCGCGAGCCCGAAUCUCGACUGAUUCCUAAGAAGCGCAAAGUCCCUCAAAAAAAACCAGUCACGCGAUAGGGAAUCCCGACAAAUGCAACCUUAAGGCACAGCAACCUUACCAACCGUCGGCACGAGUACCCUCUGAAGCUAUCUUACUCACAUUGAAACCAAAAACGGGGUGGGCGAAAAGAAAAGAAAAAGAACAAUGACGACAUAACUGAUUAUGCCAUCAUUCAUCCGUUUCUAGCG